Symbiodinium sp. CCMP2456 is the source of this 945-nucleotide messenger RNA. The record is from the annotation of a GenBank genome assembly. NCBI's taxonomy places the organism in Eukaryota, Dinophyceae, Suessiales, Symbiodiniaceae.
GAGGAGAGCGAGCCGGUGCGACCUUGGUAUCACAGGCUGCUCACAUGUGCCUGCUGUCCGAUCCGGGUUUGUCUCAAAGGGGUAGCCUUGCUGCUGCGCUUGUCUUGCGCGGCGAUCUUGCUGCCUUUCCAUCUCAUCUCAAAGGUGAUCAUCUACUUUGUGGUGGAAAGGCUACAGGCGCUCACGUUGUUCCUCGCUCACGUGGUGUUUCUGACCUCAGUCUUGCACGACGAUGCAAAGACUGGUGCCCUCAACUCGGAGACCGGAGCUCCUUGGGCAACCUGGCAGUUCCUGCUGCUAACGGCAAGUGCUUGGCUGCUUCUCCAGGCCUUUCUGCGAGUAGGUUUGUCUGAAAACGAUCCAGGCCUUAGUGGGCUUGACUUCCUCCAGUGCUAUGUCUUCUACGUGGCACCCGGUAUUGGUGCAGGCUUUGACCUCAGCAAGGACAUCAUCUUGGCAGCGUUAUGUGCAAACUCUAGCUUCCACUUCGUGCAGGGCAUGGGGUACUUGUGCUAUUUCUGGCUGGUUGCCAUGCACUGCGUACGAAUGGUCUACUCCACGAAGGCAAAGGAUGAGGCAUGCUCUGUUUAUGGAGGCUUGCUCUACUUGAAUACUUCAACAACACUGCGUUUUGCCACACGGCUAAGGUUUUUAUCUGCGCGUCUUUUCACCAAGCAGGAAUGGCGAGUCAUGGUUGCUAAGGAAAAUGUGGCUCUUGUGGCAGCUGCAAGCCUGGCUCUGUCGGAGAAGCGAGUGAAUGGUAAAGUGUUCACUCUUCUGUGGAACAUUGGUGUACCCCUCUUCAAGCUUGUGGCUGGUUUCGUCUCCAGUCGUUUCGAUGACGAGAGUGAGCCGGAAGAGGCUUUGGCAAAAUCAACUGCAGCGGAGCUGGAAGAAGCUGAACAGCCCGGAACGUCGGAAGGGCCUAGAGACCAGGCGGCCUAG